This is a messenger RNA of Fundulus heteroclitus (mummichog), 997 nucleotides long. Its product is annotated as proteasome 20S subunit beta 7. Lineage: Eukaryota; Metazoa; Chordata; Actinopteri; Cyprinodontiformes; Fundulidae. The record is from RefSeq and is a predicted model, not a curated record. Gene Ontology annotation, cellular component: proteasome core complex. Gene Ontology annotation, molecular function: threonine-type endopeptidase activity. The transcript has 8 exons. The coding region runs from base 75 to 908 and encodes 277 amino acids.
GGAGUCCGCAAACGCAGCAUCUCUCGCGAUCUUCUUCCUUCACUUCCCGGAAAUACAAACCUUCAUCCACCAAGAUGGCGACGUUGACUGUGAACAGGCCACCUAUCCCGGGUUUCAGUUUCGAAAACUGCAGAAGAAAUGUGCUUUUGGAAGGUGAAGCCACUAAAGUGGGAUGCAGCUUGCCUGCUGCUCGAAAAACUGGAACCACCAUCUGUGGUGUAGUCUUCAAGGGUGGUGUCAUCCUUGGCGCUGACACCAGAGCUACUGAGGGAAUGGUUGUGGCUGAUAAAAACUGCUCCAAGAUCCACUACAUCUCCCCCAACAUUUACUGCUGCGGUGCAGGAACGGCUGCAGAUACUGAGAUGACCACUCAGAUCAUUUCUUCCAACCUGGAGCUGCACUCCCUCUCCACAGGCAGGCUGCCUCGUGUGGCCACCGCUAACCGCAUGCUCAAACAGAUGCUCUUCAGGUAUCAGGGCUACAUUGGUGCUGCCUUGGUCCUUGGUGGAGUGGACUGUAAUGGACCUCAUCUGUAUAGCAUCUACCCCCAUGGCUCCACUGAUAAGCUACCUUACGUCACUAUGGGGUCUGGCUCCUUGGCUGCCAUGGCUGUUUUUGAAGAUCGCUACAAGCCGGACAUGGAGGAGGAGGAAGCCAAGCGCUUGGUGCGGGAUGCCAUCGCCGCUGGCAUCUUUAAUGACCUGGGCUCUGGCAGCAACAUUGACCUGUCUGUCAUCACCAAGGGCAAUGUGGACUACAUCAGACCCCACGAUGAAGCCAACAAGAAGGGGAUCAGGACUGGUGACUACAAGUACAAAAGAGGAACGACUGCUGUGUUGUCCAAUUCUGUAACCCCGCUAGACUUGGAGGUGGUGGAGGAGUCCGUCCAAACCAUGGACACUUCCUAAAAUGUACUCAAUGUUUGUUGAUGCAACUCACUACCCCUUAGAACACCUGACACAUUUUUUCAUGGUUUACAAUAAAAAUGUUGAGUUGA